AUGCCUGAACCCAGCCAGUACUUCAACUUCUUUGGACUGCCUCGCGAGAUCCGAGAUAAAGUCUAUGAAUAUACACUUUGUUCUUUCAGUCAGCACCGUGGCCCGUAUGACAUCACACAGUGUGCAGCUUUGUGCUCAUGGACAGACGUGCAAAUAUGCCAUUUCACCGGGAAUCUCAACCUCUUGCUUGCGAAUCAACAAACCCACAAUGAAGGCUACAAGAUUAUGUUGGAGAGGAAUCAAUUUGUCAUUGUUCAAAUCCACGACUCCGUGAACGAAUGUGCAAUGAUACAUGGCCAUUUACCGCCAACAUUUGUUCUCUAUUCCGCCUACCACAAUGAACUAGAGCAAAUGCGUCCGGAAUCGUACCCAUGGCACACCAUGCGUAUAAUGCUAGGCAGCAAGAACAAUCUGCCAGGAGAGAUGGCGAUGAAUGGCGAAUACACUGAGAUUGCCAUGUUAUUGGAAGAUUGUAUGGAUAUACUCAAGAGAUUUGCACUUCGCGUUACCGAUGAAACGCUGCCUGACCCAAAUGGAAGAUUGCCUCCUACGCGACUACCGAUAAAGGUAAUAGUGGACCUCAACCCCAAGAGGAAAGAGUGCGACAGGGAGACUAGCUACAUGCAUUUACGAAAAUCCCGCUCAGCUAUCGACCAGAAAAAGCUUCUGAAGCACAUAGGAGACACUUUUCGCGCUUAUGACAAUUUUGAGAUCAAGAAUUGUGAUGACGAAGCACUUGCUGCAGAAGUUGUCCAGCAAGUAUCCAAGGAUCCGUCUAUUAGUCUCGCUUUUUUCCAAACUCACAUCGAAAGACAUGCCCACAGUUCUGAGGCCUCUUGGAAUCAGGGAAACAUCGUGGAAUGCGCCAAUUUCUGUACCGAGGGGCUCGAACUAGUCCACCGCGUUCGGUUCAGCGCUCCACUCGUGUACCAACUGUGUGACGAAGGUUUACAAAAUUGUCUCCAUACGAGCCAGGUGAUUCACAGGCUAUACUACCUCUUGGCACGGUGCACUUUUGCACAUCUCUCCACGCUAAUGGCCAAGCGUGUCGAAAAAGACAAUUAUCAUUACAUCGGCGAUACCGCCCAUGCUCUUUUCGACUUGCUCAAGACGCACAAAAAACGUAUGCAUGGUUUCUUAUCGCAUUACAAUCCUCCCAUUCACGAAGAAGCCGAAAUGAAUUUCAUGAAAGCGAAAGCCCUACGUGUAGAAUGGGAGUUUCAUUCAAUGGCACCAUGGGGCGAGAUGCUCAGGUGCAUAGAGGAAGCCAAAAGGUUGCAGCCGGACAACCCUAUCUAUGAGGAAGAAGAGAGAAAAGCAAAGAUUUGGCUCGAAGAUGAUGCGAGAUAUAAUGCUUGGUUACGUACUGUAGAUUGGGCGACACAUCUAAAUAUGAGAUAUUGGAGAAUGGAGAUUGAUAAGUCGGUAUUCGAAUUCUGA
Molecule: messenger RNA, 1440 nt
Organism: Bipolaris oryzae ATCC 44560
Lineage: Eukaryota; Fungi; Ascomycota; Dothideomycetes; Pleosporales; Pleosporaceae
Exons: 1
Coding region: 1-1440 (479 amino acids)
Source: RefSeq, a predicted model, not a curated record